CUUUGUUUUGCAAUCUCGCGGUUAGCAGCUAGCUCACCGGAGUACUGUGUACCGAAGUUUUUUAACGAAAUUAUAGAUGUCUAUUGACGUACUAUAUGUACAGUAAUCACCAGACGAGGAGUAGUUGAACUGUUCGCUGUCAGGCGAAUGUUUCUACCGAAUAGGGAGACCCAUGGAGUCUGCAGUGGAGAGUUCCCCCAUUGUUACAGAAAACAAAGGCAGCACACUGCCUGAAGUGGAGAGUGCGUCCAUUGUUUCAGAAAGAGAGAAACCUAUUCUCUCUGCAGUAGAGACAGUGGAGAGUCCCUCAACCAUUUCAGAAAACAAGGAACUCACACCUUUCACAGUGAAGGACAAGGAUGUCUCCAUAGUUUCAGAAUGCAAGAAAACUACCCCUUGUGCAGUGGAGACUAAUGACAAUGAGGAUAUCACCAUUGUUUCAGAAAGCAAGAAACCCACGAAAGCACCGUCAGCAGUGGAGAAUGCCUCUAUCAUUUCAGAAAGUUCGUCACGAGGGCCAUCGCCUGUGGAUCGGUAACAUCGAUCCCAAAAUCACAGAGUACCACCUGGUGAAGCUGAUGGAGAGGUUUGGGAAGGUGAAACAGUUUGACUUCCUGUUCCACAAGUCUGGACCAAUGGAGGGCCCGCCCCGAAGAUACUGCUUCGUUAACUUCCACACCAAAGAGGAAGCAGAGUGGGCGAUCCAUUGUCUGAAUGGGAAGCUGGCCCUCUCCAAGAAGCUGGUGGUGCGCUGGGUACACGCACAGGUAAAGGCUCACAUUGCAUCAGUCACGUGGGUGAAGUUGAGGGGUGGUUUUGAGAGGAAUUAAUACACAGUUCAAUUUGCUGUGCCUUUCAGCUUCCCCACAAUGCCUGUGGAUUUGACCAAAAACAGCACCAGACAAACAGUGACACGCCACCUGCCUGGUCCAUGGUGCGACUGAGCUAAACGGGCUCCACUCUGGUUACCUGGUCCAACCAUGGUGCGACAGUAAGCUAGCCCACCCCUAAGCUCUGCUCCCUAUCACUGUGGUUACCAGUUCAGGCUCUGCUCUGCUCAGCAGUUUGUCAUGUGGGAGGAAGUUGCAGUUCAUUCUCUAAAACCUCUCCUCAUAUCUCAUAACUCAUAUCUCAUACUUGGCUCAUCGCGCUCUAGCGACUCCUUGUUGCGGGCCGGGGGCCUGCAGGCUGACUUUGGUCGUCAGUUGAACUGUAUUUUCUCCAACACAUUGGUGCAGCUGGCUUCCGGGUUAAGCGGGCGGGUGUUACGAGGCAUAGUUUGCGGGGCAUGUUUCGGAGGACUCAUAUGACUCGACCUUCGCCUCUCCCAAGUCCAUAGGGGAGUGAUGAAACAAGAUCGGAAUUGGAUCGCAAUUUAAAUCACCAAAUUGUGGAGAAAAUGGAGGUAAAAUACAAAAAAAACAUCAUUUUACAAGUGAUAAACAUUUCAGUUUAGUAUUUUAAUUGCUUGACAAGGAAGUUCCUUUUGAAAGGAGCUGUUAUAAAAACAAAUGGCCUCUUAUCUCUAAUUCAUACUAUUAGUGUUAUUACUGAAACAACCAUGUCUAAGAUGAACUUUUAGGAAGAGUCCUUAGGAAUGUAUUUUACUGUAAACUUCAAAAACACACUUACCAACCAUAGACCUGUCAGUGUGGAGGAAGUGAUGAAAGAUAAACACAUAGUUUCCUUUUUUCCCCUCCUCCCCCCACACACUCUAGUUUGCUUCCCCACUCACUCACUCUCCUCACAGUCACUAUCUCCCUCUCUCUAUAACGCUCUCCUUCUCAGUCACUCUCCCUCUCUCUAUACUCUCUCGAUAACUCUCCUCACAGUCACUCUCUCCUCUCUCUAUAACUCUCUCCUCAUAGUCACUCUCUCCUUCACAGUCACUCUCUCCCUCUCUGAAUAACGCUCUCCUCAAAGUCACUACUGCCUCUCUAUAACGCUCUCCUUUUCAGUCACUCUCUCCCUCUCUAACUCUCUCCCUCUCAGUCACUCUCUCCCUCCCUCUACAGCUCUCUCCUUCUCACAGUCGCUCUCUCCUUCUCACAGUCGCUCUCUCCUUCUCACAGUCGCUCUCUCCUUCUCUGUCAUUCUCUCCUUCUCUGUCAUUCUCUCCUUCUCAGUCACUCUCUCUCUUCCCCUCUCUCCUAUACAAAGUACAAGUGUGACGAUCCAUGCGAUUGAGGCCAAGCUUCAGAUGAUGGAGAACCCAGAUGGAGAGGAGUACAAAGGCCACUCAACCUACAUGUACAACAAGCCCCCAGAGAAGAAACACCUAGAGCCCUACAGCAGACCCUUCUGCAAGUUCAGAAGAUGACACAAAUGAGAUGGAGACAGACCAUCCAACACCUAGGCUCAAACAAUUCCAGUAACUUUCCCAAAAUGUCCAGGUUUUGCAGAAAUCCCAGUUUGAAGAUUCCCAGUAUCAGAAGGGAAUAGGCAGGAAAUCCAGAAUCCUCCAACCAGAAUUUGUGGAAAAUCUGGUAAUUUCUGUAAAGUUACUGGAAUUUUAGUAAAGUUACUGGAAUUUUAGUAAAGUUACUGGAAUUUUAGUAAAGUUACUGGAAUUUUAGUCAAGUUAGUGGAAUUGUGGUCAAGUUAGUGGAAUUGUGAAUAUUGUCUAACUGUUAAGUUAUUAUUCCACUUUGGCACUCAGGCUACUUCCACUAGUCUGUUUGGACUAUCAUGUUUGGCUUGGUAAUGACUGCAGUUGGCAAGAGCACAAACAGAUCUGGGACCAGGCUACAGUGGGAGAGGUCAGGCCACCAAACCAAAACCUCUGUACUGUAUGGCUUCAGGUUUGGACAGACAGCACAACAAGCCAUUUGACAGGUGAAAGCCUCGCACUGUCUGCUUUAUUUUGAGCGAGUGUGUAUUCUUACUUGGUAGAGGAGGGAUUUUUUAUUUGAGUUGUUUUUCGAAUCUUAUUUUCAAUAACUUUUAACGGCUAUAUAUUAUAUGAUGUGUACAAUAUCACACCUUCAAUUUAUCUUACUGUUGUUUAUUUUUGUCAUUGUAAUGUUUAAUUUCUCUCUUUGCUGUUUAGUGUUGGGAGUUUGACAUUAUUAGCCUUAAUAAUUACCAAUUUUCCAGGGCACGUCGUCACAAAGCGUCUCAGAGAAGGAGUGCUGAUCUAGGAUCAGGUCCCUUCUCUUAUUCAUUAUGAUUAUGAUGUAGAAGGGAAGCCUAGAUCAGCACUCCUACUCUGAGAUGCUUUGUGAAUAUGGGCCCUGAUUUAGUGGAUCAUAUAAUGUUUCCAAUACAUGCUCAGUCUGAGUCCCUUAUUCAGCAUGUUAUGUUGGUCUGUAGUCACAAAAGGGAAGACAUGGCAUAAAAUUGUGUCUUUUGAAAACUGAGUAGUUGUCACCUUUCUGUGUUUCUUGUGAUCAAAAGUCAUGAAAAUGUAUUUAAUUCAUGUUUGUUUGAGUGUGAUUUGAUGGCAACUUUGUACAAUUGGAACUAUUUUUAUUCAUGCUAUGACACCCAGUAAACCAAGAAACUACAUUGUCA
This is a messenger RNA of Oncorhynchus gorbuscha (pink salmon), 3513 nucleotides long. RefSeq names its product probable RNA-binding protein 18. Lineage: Eukaryota; Metazoa; Chordata; Actinopteri; Salmoniformes; Salmonidae. The record is from RefSeq and is a predicted model, not a curated record. Bases 414 to 830 code for a protein of 138 amino acids. The transcript is spliced from 5 exons. Gene Ontology annotation, molecular function: RNA binding.